GCUAAGCUAACAAAAAGAGGAAAAGUUUAAAAAAAGAAGGGAAAAACGAGACUUGGCGUGGGCAACGAGACCAGGCAUAUCGCACAGCGCUAAGGCCUAUCACAUGUGAAAAUCCUAUUCUCUACUAUACUCCCAUCUCUUCCAGUUCUUCCCUCUCUUCUCUUCUUCUUUCUCUUCCUCCCUCAUCUCUCUCUGUCUACCAUCUUGAUGCCACACGCAGAAACCAUGGGUGAACCCACCGUCAACGGCGAGAAGAAUCACUCCCAAUUCCUCGAUCAUCUCAUCUCCUACCCCAUCAUCUCGGACUCCAUCACCUUCUACAAGGGCAAUCCCUACGGAGCCAAGUCCAUCCAGUAUGCCGACAAGGGCUACACCCGCCUGGCCAAGCCCGUCCUGCCCUACUUCUCCACUCCCUACAGCUAUGUAGCUCCCUACCUGGCCCGUGCCGAUUCCCUCGGUGACAAGGGUCUGACCGAGAUUGAUACUCGCUUCCCCAUUAUCAAGGAGGAUACCCAGAAGCUGCGCGGCUCUAUCUACAACGGAGCUUCGAUGCCCGUGCGCCUCGCUGGAGAGGUUAAGCACCAUGUUUUUGACAUCUAUGGAUCUGAGUAUAAGAAGUGUGGUGGUGAUGGUGUCUUUGCUUCCGGCAAGGCCGUUGUUACUACCAGUCUGGUCCUGUCGCAGGAGUCGUUGGCUUGGAUUAGCACGUUCUUGCAGACUAAGAAGGAAGAGGUGAAAGAGGCUGUCAACGAGAAGAACAGCCAUUGAUUUUAGAUUUUUUGUUUUCAUUUUCUUGAAGCGUUUUUGUUUUCUUUUGAUUGCUAGAGAAAAUAAUACCUUAUUCUUGUAUGCGUUCUAGUUUUAUGUGUUCUGUUUCAGUUUCCAAUUUCGAAUUUCCAGAUUUCCAG
Messenger RNA from Penicillium canescens, 908 nucleotides. Its product is annotated as putative pathogenesis associated protein Cap20. The record is from RefSeq and is a predicted model, not a curated record. Bases 208 to 768 code for a protein of 186 amino acids. The transcript is spliced from 2 exons. NCBI's taxonomy places the organism in Eukaryota, Fungi, Ascomycota, Eurotiomycetes, Eurotiales, Aspergillaceae.